UCUAGAUCUCUGCUCUACGAAUGAUCAAGUGUAUAGUAUGAGGAGGCGGGAUAGGUGUCAAAUUAUUGUUGUUUUGCCGUCCGACAUUUUGGGAGGCUGAAAGAAAAAAAAAAUCAACAUAGCUUAGGCUGUAUCGAAAGCUUACUCAAGACCAUAAUGAACUGGCAGUACAAGCGCAGCCUGCCUUUCGAGGUGCGGAGAGCAGAGGGGGAGAAAAUACGAGCUAAGUACCCGGACAAAAUCCCAAUCAUAGUGGAAAAGGCACCAAAAUCCCGUGUUGCAGAAUUGGACAAAAAGAAAUACUUAGUGCCAUCCGAUUUAACAGUGGGUCAGUUCUGUUUCCUGAUUCGGAAGAGGAUAGAGCUGCGAGCUGAAGAGGCUCUCUUCUUCUUUGUCAAUAACGUGCUGCCUCCCUCCAGCGCUACCAUGGGACAAGUGUACGAGGAACACCACGAGGAAGACUUCUUCCUGUACCUCGCCUACAGCAACGAGAGCGUGUAUGGAUAGAGAGACAGGGAGAGAGGCAGAGAGAAUGGGAUGUAACGCACAGAUUUGUGCCCAGUAAAGAUAAUUAAGAAAUGAAAAUCUGCAAGUCCAUUACUCCAUAUCGCUGGUAAUCUCAGUAUAGUAUAGUACAGCACAGUUCACCCCAUUAUGCAGCAAUAUUUGAUUACAGCAAGGUUAGAAACUCAAACUAGCCCUGCACCCAGUCCUGGGGGGUUUCCUGUGAAAGUAUUGAAAAAGUGAUGCAGCCAGUUAUUUCACACAGUAUACAGGGGGCCACCAGUGUCAGGGAGCAGCAGUCUAAAAGGCCCCUCCUUUCUUUUAGUUUUGACCUCAUUCAUGAGGAAGAAGGUGGAGCGCUGCACUCUGACACUGCUGGUAAACUAUUUGCUUUAUUGAACCAAAUAUUAAUUAGUUGAAAAUGAAAGUAUAAAACACAUCUUUUGCUGGAAUCAAACAUAUUUAGGACUUCAUGAAACAUAACUGCAUGUCUUUCAGCUUUACCUCCACAAUUGAGAAACCUGAUCCCUAACUCAACACACAGUAUUUAAAACAUUCUGUCCUGUACACAGGGCUAUGCUGGUGUGACCACACUAUGUAAAACACUACUCAGCGUGUCUAGAAGUUCAGAUCUGAAGGCACUGCCUGUGUGCUGGGUAGAGCCUCGCUGUACUGUCCUGUACGCUGUGUAACACUAUACAACCUGGUAGAACUACAGAAACGAUCCAACAUGUCAAUGGAAAGUUCAUAUAUAGAGUCUCUCUGUGCUUUUUCUUUAUACAGUAAGAUGCUGGCAUGACCUAACUGUAACACACUAAAACUACAGCAGCUACCCAGCAUGUAAAGUUUUACAACCACAUAAUUAGGGGAUUAAAAAAAAAAACAUUGGGAGUUAAACCUGAUCUCUUCAUUACUGAUGUGAAGCUAUUUUAAAAAGUAUACUUUCUAAACAAUGAUCAGGGUCCUUUUGUUUAAAAAAAAACAACACUUUAUAUACAUGGAAAAGCUGAUUUGAUGGCAGUAUUUGUUAAAGUGCUAACCAGUGUUUUAACAUUGUCUUACCUCUCAGUAUUCACCCCUUCUAUUAAUGCUGAAAAUCUUUUUUUUUUUUUUUUCUGUUAAUUCAGGAAAAGCAGAUCCUUCAAAAACAACGCUCUCUAGCAAACUGCUGCAUCCUGGUAUUUUAGCUGUAGGUCACAUGUCUUGAUUGCAGCGAGCCCAUUGGUGUCUUUUCACUACAACACUUGGGAAGUGAUUGUGUACCAGGAAGCAGCAGCAACUUUGCAUCUAUCACAUUGUCUUUGAGAUCUGUCUGUUCCAAGUGAUAAUGUUGCCAGUGCUAAUACAAGAUUGAUUUGGUAAUAAAAGGACAGACAUUUAAUUUUAAAGAGGAUAUGUUUAGCACUCCUUUAAAUGAAAUGUCACCUUGUUUUUUGAUACAUUUUUCUCCCAGCGGAAAAGUGAAUUGAGCUCUCUCUGUCUCUCCCCUGCAUUUUCAUGAGUUCAGUUUCACACUGAAACUCGAGCUGUUUACUUGGGGUGGGUUUUUUUUGUUUUUUUG
Molecule: messenger RNA, 2065 nt
Organism: Acipenser ruthenus (sterlet)
Lineage: Eukaryota; Metazoa; Chordata; Actinopteri; Acipenseriformes; Acipenseridae
Product: gamma-aminobutyric acid receptor-associated protein-like
Exons: 5
Coding region: 157-507 (116 amino acids)
Biological process (GO): macroautophagy; autophagosome assembly; cellular response to nitrogen starvation
Cellular component (GO): autophagosome membrane; cytosol; autophagosome
Molecular function (GO): ubiquitin protein ligase binding; GABA receptor binding
Source: RefSeq, a predicted model, not a curated record